Penicillium paradoxum is the source of this 1293-nucleotide messenger RNA. RefSeq names its product SNG1 family protein. The transcript has a single exon. The coding region runs from base 1 to 1293 and encodes 430 amino acids. Lineage: Eukaryota; Fungi; Ascomycota; Eurotiomycetes; Eurotiales; Aspergillaceae. Gene Ontology annotation, cellular component: membrane. The record is from RefSeq and is a predicted model, not a curated record.
AUGGCCGCAUGGAGGGAGAUGCGGUCUCGGUUCCUACCUGCUGUGAUUACCAUGUUUCUCUUACUGCAGGUGCUUUUUCUAGUGAACAUGUGCUAUCUUUAUGCAACCCAGUUUCGCAGUACCACUCGUUAUCACAACUUCAACGUACUUUAUGUCGACUAUGAUGGCGGCAUUAUUGGAAAGUCGGUGGCUGACGCCUACCAGAACCUACAAGGUGAUGGAUUCCCAACUUUCCACACAAAGUCUUCGAAGGAAUAUCCUCAGACCGAUGAUAUUCGUGAAGCCGUAUGUCGCAGUGAAUACUGGGGCGCCGUUUAUACCCAUGCGGAUGCGUCGAACGGACUGAGGUCAGCACUGGCGAACGGUUCUAACCCGCCGGCGUCCCUCACUUAUGUCUGGAAUGCGGUUCGAUACCCAGUCUUCUCGCAGGCUGUGGUCUACUCAAGCUUCAUGGAGUUGAUUGAGAAAAGCAGAUCAACAUAUUAUGCCAAUAAUGGAUCCUCAGUGAUCACAUCCGUCGAUCUCUCUAAUCCAGCUACCCUCAACGUCUUCCUCGACCCAAUCCACACCGAAGAAAUCAACAUCAAAGACACAGAGCACGGUACGAGGGUUUUUUACAACACAGUAUCCAUGGCCAUGCCUAUCAUCCAACAAUUCUUCUUCCUCUUAGCCUUGAACGGAAUCUCAACACAUUUCGAUACAUUCACCAAAUUAUCCUGGAGGAUCAACGGCCUGAUUCGGGCGAUAGCUUCCGUCCUCUACACCCUCGUCGGCGCACUGCUGAUGGCCGGCUAUAUCUGGGCUUACAGGGAAUCCUGGGCACAGGAAGCGGGUCGGUUCGUGCUGACUUGGAUGAUUCUGUGGCUUCUGAUGCACAUCAAUUUCCUGUUUUUCGACAUUACCACUGCCUUCAUCCCGAUUCAGUUCAUGCCGUUUGUUGUUUUGACUUGGGUGGUUUUAAAUAUUGCCAGUACUAUCAGUCCCUUUGAGAUGAGCCCUGGUUUCUUUCGUUGGGGAUAUGCUCUUCCUUCUCAUGAGGCAUACCAGGUUCUGAUCCAGAUUUGGUCGGGGGGAUGCAAUAAUCGGCUUUAUCAGGCGCUGCCCGUUAUGUUCUCAUGGUGGAUUGUUGGUAUUCCGAUUGCCGUGUAUGCUAUGCAGUAUCGCUGCAAGACUGCUGUGGGUGCUCAGGACGGUUCGGAUCGUGCCAAUCUGGGAAAUGACUCUGAGGUUAAACAUGCGGUCGGGAGCGAUGAGGUAGUGGCUACGGGUGUCUCUUCUCGCGGGAUCUCGUAG